GAUUUGCUACGGAUGUAUUCAUACAUUUGGCCGCUAGUCAGCGCAGGCGCGCUACUUCGCAGAGGCAACCGCUAAGUUUUUAUUUAAUAGUUGGUGAGCGACAACGACGUAAUGGCGGAUUUCGUUACGACGUUCAUUUAGAGUUCAUUCGGAUCGUGGGUUGGACGAGGAGGGCCUCCUCCUCGUCCAUUAAAAUGUGUGCCACGGCGGUGCUGAACCAGGUUGCAGGACGAAGGCGCCAACCGAGCUCAGUAGUCAAGUAAUAAACAACAAACACGGACAGUCAGCUAUAAGAAUGGAGUAGCAGUACUCCAGUAAAGUCAUUUAAGUAGACAUGUUGUUAUUGGAAAUGCUUUGAACACCGACUGUGUCUAUCUGUUCCUGUAGUUUACUCAUUGACAUUUCUAUUCACGCAUUUAUUCAUUUAAGACGCUAUAUGUUUAAAGACAUUUGUAAGAAACCAAAUGUUUGAUGUUUAUGCAGUAAACAGGUACUUUUACGUUGUUACAAGUGAAAAGAAACAAGGAAAGUAACGUGUUUGUGAGAUAUUCUACUAACACCAGAUUCUCUAUAUCCAAAAUAAAUGAGUCACAACCUUUUCUGUUGUAGCAUCUGCCACAGUGUCAUCACUGUCUACAUCCCCUGUCCAAGAGGGUUCAGAAGUAGAGGGGAGAUAAGUGUCCUAUUUUAGCUAAAUAAUUGUCCUGGUAAUGUUAAACCAUCUGUUAAUUCAAUUUUUUUAUUUAAGACCUUGACACGCGUCAGUGGAACUGUGUUGGCACCCAUGGGACCGAUUAAAGUAUAUGUACUUUAGUAUAUGAAUGUGUUUAACUGGCCCAAAACUACUUGCGGGACCUUUUGCUGUUGUUCUUGUUCGUUUCUUCCACCACCUCUUUCGCUGCUGUCCUCACCAACUCCUACUCGCCCUGGAGCUGUAAAGACAGGAGGAAGGGGUUUCGUGUUGGACCACAGGCGCUGGCCAGCUCCUAUGAGGAGGGUCAUCGACGACUUGCUGACCAAAUACCAGGGACAGGAGGACAUGCUCAGGCUUGUGGAUCACGAGUAUGCAGCUCUAGUUCACAAGUCCUUUAUAGACCCGAACAGUUUAUUGCACCCCACAACCAAUUUACACAUUUCCCACCAGCUGAACACCACUUCUCUGAAUAUAAGUCCAGAAACAGUUCAAGUGACACAACAACUUUCUGACAGCGGCAGUGGGAGGGACAAAAGAAGAUCCAGACAAAAACCUGUCAUUCUUGUAGGCAGCGCAAAUCGAGGUACCACAACAAUGGUUCCUCGUUACACUUCUCCCAUCAGUUUGCAACUUUUUUCAGCGGGAACUGGAUGCUACCAAAAGAAAAGGUGGAGGAGAAAGGGCACCAGAAAAGAAAAAGAACUGAGCCUGAACCUCCUCCUGCAUCUCCAUCCACAGGAGGCAGGUGUGGCUUCUGCCGAAAAGAACUGAAACAGACCUCACAUACACACUGGCUUCUCUGAUAUUGUUGGCAAAUACAAAUACUGCCCAGCAAAAGUUCUCUCCUUGUAUGAGAAUAAUGUCAUGAAGAGACAGAUAACCUGGAGGGAGUUUCAGGCAUCUCCUUUCUAUAUUAUGGAAACAGAGAGAUGGGCAGUAGAGAAGGGGAAUUAUGAGAUAUUCAGUCACUUUUGACAGUGUAAUACUAAAACUGGAGACUGAAUAAAGGGACUUUGGCCAAUUCUUUCGCAGUAAAGCAAUUUCUCCAUGUAGUCAAGGUCUUGCAAGAUUACGUCCCCAAAACUGGCGUAUUUUUACUGUGCAUUUUUAGGUUUCUUACCCAUUGUAGUCAAAAUCUUGCAGGAUUACUUGUUAAAAAAGUAUGUAUUUUUAUUUUUUAAGUGUGUUGAUCUUUAGUUUUCUCACCCUUUUUAAUGGCAGUUGACAGUGUAAAAGACUGGAUACUGAAUAAAUGGACU
Betta splendens (Siamese fighting fish) is the source of this 1953-nucleotide messenger RNA. RefSeq lists its product as uncharacterized. The coding region runs from base 818 to 1465 and encodes 215 amino acids. The transcript has 2 exons. The record is from RefSeq and is a predicted model, not a curated record. Lineage: Eukaryota; Metazoa; Chordata; Actinopteri; Anabantiformes; Osphronemidae.